Messenger RNA from Thrips palmi, 3855 nucleotides. RefSeq lists its product as uncharacterized. The transcript has 6 exons. Gene Ontology annotation, biological process: protein peptidyl-prolyl isomerization. The record is from RefSeq and is a predicted model, not a curated record. Gene Ontology annotation, molecular function: zinc ion binding; peptidyl-prolyl cis-trans isomerase activity. Lineage: Eukaryota; Metazoa; Arthropoda; Insecta; Thysanoptera; Thripidae. The coding region runs from base 192 to 2237 and encodes 681 amino acids.
GACGCGUCGUCGCGCCGCCGCGUCGCCCGACGCCCGCCGCGCAGCUCACAACGAGAAACACUCCGCGCGGUACGGCGCAGCUCGCCCGCAAAUCCCUUUGUUCGUUCGCCGAUCCGAACCGAUUUUCGCGACGCCGUGGUCCUGUCCGUUUACUGAGCCGCUCGGCCCGGUGCCGGUCAGCAAGCCCGUUCAUGUCACCGAACACAAUCCGGAAGGAAGACAGCGAUAAAUGCGGCAUUUGGCGCACUAGCGAGCCCGAGCAGGCCGAGCAGAGCCGGUGUCAUCAAAGCAACAAGAUGACUGACCACGGGGAUUACAACCUUUCGCAAAUAGAAGAACUUAUAUUGUGUGGGCACUGCCGGAGGACAUUCAAUGAUUCAAAUCUUGUACCAAAAGAUUUGGCCUGCAAGCAUACCUUCUGCUUGGAAUGCAUUACAACUGGCUUAGGCAAAUCUACAUCGGGAUCUGUGAGAGAACGGGAAUUGUACUGUGUGCUCUGUUGGAAGUUGACAGAGCUAGCAGAAAAUGGACCAGAGGGACUUGAGACCAAUGGUCCCAAACUGAAUUUAGUGAAGCUGUACAUGACACUCAAAAACAAUGGACCUACUUUGGCUAAUGGAAAUGGCCCUCACAUCGAUCCUUCAACGCAUGAGGAUGACCAAAUCGAGUUAUGCAUUCCUCACAGUUCUCCAUUGCGCCUAUGGUGCACUGACUGUAAGAAGCCUCUCUGCAUCGAAUGCCAAAAUGUGGAACCAGAGAGCCACAAGAUAUGGACUUUGGACCAAAUGAAAAAGAUGGCUUCUAAGGAAAUGGCCUACAUGACCCACAUGGAUGAUAAUGUUCGGCAACUAGCAAGGCGACAGCGUCAAUUUUUAAUACUUAUUCGGGAUGCAUGUACUGCACUGAUAAGAGAGGUACAAUCUAGUCUAGACAGCGACUGGACUGUGGAACCUACGGCUGAAAUACGUGAAGCCUUAGCUCAUAUACAAAUCGCACUAAUGGAUGCCAAAUCGCCUAAAGAGGUGCAUGAACUAUUCUCGCUUGCACUCCUUAAAAAGCAAUCAUUGCAGACCAAGUGUCAGGAGUUGAUAAUUCAGUGUCAACUCAAUGAUUUAAUUGGACAUUCCGAUGCUGUAUUUAAUUUUGAAUCCCUUCAUCAAGCUGUUGCAAGUAUCCUAUCAAGCGACAACGAAAUUAAGCCAAUCCCCUUAAAGCAACCAAUUCAAGAUCCUAUCUUGUUCCUGACAAAUUAUUGCAUGUCUCAACUUUACUCUCGGAUGCAUCAAAGAUCAAACGGUGACAGUGCCUUCUUGAGCCACAGCAUGCAGCGGCAGUUGGUUAUAACCCCACCUGAAGUUCUGAAUGAUUCUUCAAGGCCAAGCAUGCUUACCCCAACUCAAAGUCUGCCCUUGAGUGAACCUUUAGAUCCCUUCAUUGAUACUAAUGAUUCUCAGGUUGAGUAUAAUCAUCAGGUAGCUCCACAACCUGCUUCUGAACCGUUUGAUAACACAUCAGAACUUGAACUUUCUCGUCCAUCUACCCCACCAGAUGCCUAUAGCCCGCCAGAACCCUUUGCAUCCCCACCUGCUCAUCACGCCCCAAAACCCUUCGUCCCACUUGCAGCAACUACUGCCCAAAUAGUGCAGAUGAAUUCAAUGGCAUUGGAACGAGCAGAACCACCUGCACCGAUUAUUCAUCCGCCUGUGCGACCAGUUCCCACCAGAUCUCCGGCAAACGUCUCCCCUCGGUAUUACUUCAAUAUAGAUAUAAGCGGAGUUGCCAAGGGGAGGAUCGUCAUCGAAACGCGGCCAGAUGUUGCUCCUAAAAUGUGCCGAAACUUUGACAGACUGACCAAUACAGACAGGAAGCCCUCAUACAAAGGAUGCGCCAUAUUCCAAUGUUGGAAAAACGAAUCGGUUAUUACUGGCGAUUACGAGUAUAACACCGGUCGAGGGGGAAGGUCCAUCUAUGAUGAACAUUACUUUCAACCCGAUGAGACAAGACUACCCGCAAUAAGAGGUGCAGUGGGUAUGCGACGACAGCAAAAGAAACAUGAUUAUUUUGGAUAUGUAGGAUCCCAAUUCCGCAUAGUUCUCCAGGAUACUCUCAACUUCACUGGCAUUUUUGGUCAAGUUGUUGAAGGCAUUGAUAUAGUUGAUCUGAUUGCAAAUCAUGGAGAUGCAACAGGAAAACCUGUCAAGCCCAUUACAAUUACUAAAUGUGGAAAGCUAACUUAAAAAAGUACCUGUGGCUGAUUCUUUUCCAAAUUUCGUGUAUAAAGUACUAUAAUCUCUCGAUGUUAGGUUCUGUUAUGAUAAUACAUUAUUCAGAACAUUUUCUUCCAAAUUUGAUAUUGUGAACAUUUCUUUUCAUUAGUCUUCCUAAUCAGAAUUUUUGUUUAUGAAGGCAAUCCAUUAUAAAGACUGGACCUUAACUCUCAUUGAAAUUUCAAAACUUCCUGUUAAACUAUAUUUUAAGCUCCACAGAGGGGUAGUUUUUUGCAGUCCAUUGUGAUGUAAGAGUAAGGAUAGAAAUAAAUCAUGCAAUGUUAACACAAGUUGAAACUUCCUUGAUCUUCAAUUACAUACAUUUGUCAAUUGAAUUAUUGUAUAAAUCAUUCCAUUAGAUGAUGGUUCUAGUUCUGUUUCAAGACUUACAACUUAAAUGUAAGAUUUAUAAUUAAGCUGUGUAAAUGCAUCUAAUUCAAGGUAUGUCUCUGGAUAUGGAUUUUUGAAAAAUAUGUCAUUUUGGUAACAUUCCAUUUUCUGUAGAAAUAGUGUCAAGUCAAUUGACCCUGUCAGAUAAUUUGCAUUUAUUUUUUAGGGGAAGGGACCUGACAUACUGAGUGGUGACACUGCAGUGGGCAACCUUUUAAAAUGUUGGGUUGAUGAAAGAUAUGAGAAUCAAGCAAUGUGUUUCCCUCCCUCAAUUUAAAGUAGUCUUAAGAAUGAAAUGAGAUUUCUUACCUAUGUCCAUCAAUUUACCUAGAUCAGAUCCUCAUGUUAUUUUAUCUUGCUAGUAUUGUAAUUGGAAUUUCUGUGACUUUUUCCAGACCUUCUUGGUUACACAUUGGUUUAUUACCUUCACUUUUUUCCCUCCGAUUUUCACAAUUCUUGAGAAUUUUGAAAGACUUAAUUUUUAUGAAAAUUUUAUGUGGAACCAGAUGAGAACAUAGUGCCAUAGUCAUAAAAGGGAAACCUCAUGCAAGGCCACAUUUUGUUCUGGUCCAAAUGUUAUAAGCCUGUGAUUUUGUUCCUAGGCUAAAGCAAAUUGUGCAAAACCAAGUGUAUAUUGCCCCUACUUUAAUAAUUAUUCUUUUUAGCAUUUAAUACUUAAGUGGUGAAUGUUAAUUACAAGGUAUUCUUACUGUAUCUUUCUAUCUUUUACCAGCAUUAUUAAUGUCUUGAGUAUAUUGCUGAGCAAGAUUAGCACUACUAGCUUAAUUCUUGUACUUAUUUUUCUCUACCAAAAUUGUGAUUGUAUUCAGUGUGUUAGAAACUAAAAUUCAAUCGAACAGAACCAAGAUUGCACAAUGAAUACUAUGAGCUAGACACUUGAACAAUUUUUUGUAUGUUAAAUGUGCAAAAAAGCAAGUAAGGCGAGAAGUGAAUUCUUAUAUCAGAAUGCAGUAUUGUUUAACAAUUCUUUGAACGUGAUAGUUGGUUAUUAUAAUUGUCUAUGUCAAUUUUAAAAUGGCACAAUUUCAACAAUGAAUUCAAACCCAUUUUUGAGAUCAAAAUUGACUUCACUAUGAGAUGUCAGUUUAUGUAUGUUUUUCAUGGAUUUGAGGAGCUUUGAGUCAAUUAUGUAAUGCAGCUCAGCUCACAGUGCGAAUAAAAUGGAAAACCAAUACCA